CUGUUAUUUCUUCGCCUUUCAAAAGGGCUUCCGGCUCCGUCUAUAUCUUUCAUUUUAUUUCUCCUCCUUUUUCUCGCUAGCUCUGCAACUUCUCUCUUUGCUAUUUCAUUAUUUGGCUCCUAGGGUAUCGCCAAACGGAUCUCUUAGCUUGCAUUUCCUUUUGUUCUAAAAUGUCAUUCUACAAUUUAGACCACUGUGAUCUUGUGAUUGGUGAUCGAUCUGAGCGAUUCGACGCUAAUUUUGGAUACUUCAGCAUUGCAAUUGAUUUCGUUUCUUAAAUUUUUUGUUAUUUGUAUAAUCAGCUAGCUGAUACUCAAUAGUAGAUGUUUUGUUUAGAUUUUUAUUUUAAAAAAUACAUUCUUUUGUGUUGCAGUGAAGGGAGAAAUGGCGGCUCAGGAAACAGUGUUUACACCGUCAUUGGAAGGAAUGAAGCAUGUGAAAUCUGAGCAAGGAGAAAUGCUUACCAAACCUUUCUUGGAUGUCUGCAAAUUGAUUUUGCCUGUCAUCGAUAAGUUUGGAGCUGCUAUGGCCCUUGUAAAAUCUGAUAUUGGCGGUAACAUAUCGAGGUUGGAAGCCAAAUAUUCAUCCGACCCAACUAAAUAUACCCACUUGUACACUAUGGUUCAAGAGGAAAUUGAUGCUAAAACAGCCAAAGGAUCAUCUAGUUGUACCAAUGGUCUUCUUUGGCUAACCAGAGCAAUGGAUUUCCUUGUGGAACUUUUCCGCAAUUUACUUGCUCAUGCAGAUUGGACAAUGUCACAAGCCUGCAUAGAUGCCUAUGGCAAGACACUUAAAAAAUUUCAUGGCUGGCUUGCUAGUUCUAGUUUCACUGUUGCUAUGAAGCUUGCUCCAGAUAGGAAGAAGUUCAUGGAAGUGAUAGCUGGCUCAGGUGAUAUUGGUGCCGACAUGGAAAAUUUUUGUGCAAGCUUUUCACCUUUUCUUGAAGAGAACCACAAAUUCCUGGCUAGUGUUGGCAUGGAUGAUUUAAAAGCUUCAUAACGGAAUAGGGCUUUCUGGUGCGCAGCCAUGGUUUUCUGCUACUCUUUUGUUCUUUAAUAUAUUCGCUUAAAACUUAAGAUGAGAAGUGAUUUGGUUUUAAGCAUUUAUUUCAAAUUAUACAGUUAUACAGCUUUUUCGUGUUGCUAUUCCAACCUUUUAAGCCAUCCUUCUCGCUUGUUCUUAGUUGAUGAUUCGAAUCUCGAUUUAUUGUUC
Messenger RNA from Manihot esculenta (cassava), 1212 nucleotides. RefSeq names its product glycolipid transfer protein 1. The record is from RefSeq and is a predicted model, not a curated record. The coding region runs from base 385 to 999 and encodes 204 amino acids. Lineage: Eukaryota; Viridiplantae; Streptophyta; Magnoliopsida; Malpighiales; Euphorbiaceae. The transcript has 6 exons. Gene Ontology annotation, cellular component: membrane; cytoplasm; cytosol. Gene Ontology annotation, biological process: ceramide transport; intermembrane lipid transfer. Gene Ontology annotation, molecular function: ceramide 1-phosphate binding; ceramide 1-phosphate transfer activity.